Molecule: messenger RNA, 1149 nt
Organism: Mycena indigotica
Lineage: Eukaryota; Fungi; Basidiomycota; Agaricomycetes; Agaricales; Mycenaceae
Exons: 3
Coding region: 1-1149 (382 amino acids)
Source: RefSeq, a predicted model, not a curated record
AUGCCACCACCACCUCCAGACGCGGAUUCGAGCUCAGGCUUCCAGUAUGAACCUCUGCGGGCGUCUGUCAUUGACGUCUUCGAGCAACUAGGCGCUUUUGACGAAGACAGCGGGCUUGUGGAAUGGAUGUUCCCGGAGAUUCACGAGGAGAAGCAGCUGCGGGCGAGGACGCGUGUGAAACUCACAGAGGUGUUUGACGAGCCACAGGAGCAGCCAGAAACGCCACGGAAAUCAAGACUCGCCUCCCGCUUCUUCGGUAUACGGACUAGAGCGCGGUCUAAAUCCCAGGCACGAUCCAAAAAGGAGAAGGAGACCAUUACGCCAUCGACCCCAAAGCAGAAAACGAGGUCGUCACCUAAUUUGCGCAAAGCGGCCGACUUACCUUCCACUGACGGUCCCGAACUCGAGUCUCCGCCCUUGAAUUCGGCUGCAACGACACCCGAGCAUACCAAAUCGCGUCGAAUGUCAAUUUUUCCUCGAAGACCGCCUCCACCACCUCUAAUAGAGGGCCCACGACCGUCUUUAUCUGACGAGGAAUGGCAACAAAUAACUAUGACGGGUUCCAUUGCGGAUUACAAUGUCACCAAUCCAUUCAUUGGCCAUCAAGACCCCCGUGCACCAGCGACGAGCAGCAGCAGUAGCAGCAGGAAGAGCAACGAUACGACCUCGACUCCGAAACGCAAUGGCCCAUUCUCGCGCUUCACACACACGUUUUCACGGUCGACCCCGACUUCGCCCACACGCGAAGCCUCAUCAUCUCAGCCUCCGUUACCGACAAGCGAUCCUGCAACACCCACCCGGAGCUCUCCACAGGUUGACCCCAGCCGAAAAUCUGACUCAGAAAUUGCAUCGAGACAUUCCAAUGCUUCGACUGACACGCUCCAGGCAGUGCCCGCUGGAGACGGCGACGGUGACAGCCUUCCACAAGUGCGAAUCCAUGCGGACGACGAGCGAUUGGAGACGACUUCGCAGAUCGACCAUCAGGAGCCGGAAAAUGAGGACGCUGAGGAGGAAGAGCAGUACCUGGGCUCUGGCUCGGAAUCGGAGGACGACUAUGGAGUGCUGCUGAAUAAGGAUUCAGACCAGGUGGUGGAUAGUGCACUCGCUCCAGCACCGCAAGAGGAAGAGGCGCCUGAGCGUCAUACUUGA